This is a messenger RNA of Phaethon lepturus (White-tailed tropicbird), 1050 nucleotides long. RefSeq names its product toll-like receptor 1. The transcript is spliced from 3 exons. The annotation marks the transcript as partial. The record is from RefSeq and is a predicted model, not a curated record. NCBI's taxonomy places the organism in Eukaryota, Metazoa, Chordata, Aves, Phaethontiformes, Phaethontidae.
CCCAGUUCUCAGAAUCUCACAGAUAUGGAUCAUGCUACGUGACUUACAUGCUUAUCAGGCAAAAGUCUUUGAAGUUUCCCCCUAAGGAUAUUCUAAGGAAAGUUUGAAGGUAUUCGUAAGUAAUUUGACUGAAUGCCAGGAUAUAGGAAUGAGAAAAAAAAUUAAGCAUGUGUGGAAGAAUCAUAUCCUUCUUUCCUGGAUAUUGCUGAAAUUUUAUCCUAAGAAGAAAUAAUGAUUUGAAAAAUUAGAACAAAGAUGGACAAAUAAGAGAAAUACUGAGCAUCUCAAAGGAACCAUAAACCCAUAUGACAGCAAAUGAGAUCUCUCAGAAACCUUUUUCUUUACAAGUGUCUGUUUGCAUUAACUUUUUGGAAUCACGUCAGCCUGUCCGUGGAAAAUGAACUCUUUACAUCUGGUUCUAAAGAUUUUCCAGAAGAUGGUUCUGACAAAAGAAUCAAGAGCCUGCCACUCCUGUAUACAAACAGUCACCAGUCCAAAGCUAAUUCUGACUGGGUUGUGAUACAAAAUACCACAGAAAGCCUGUCAUUGUCAGAAAUCACAAAUGACAACGCAAAAAAAUUAGUAGCUUUAUUAUCUAAUUUCAGACAAGGUGCCAGGUUACAAAAUCUGACACUGACAAAUGUGACAGUGGACUGGCAUGCUCUCAUUGGGAUUUUUCAAACUGUAUGGCACUCAUCCAUUGAAUACUUCAAUAUUAACAGUGUAACACAGUUGUCGGACAUCAACAGCUAUAACUUUGAUUAUUCAGGUACCUCUAUGAAAGCAUUGACAAUGAAGAAAGUUUUAAUCACAGAUCUGUACUUCUCACAGGAUGACCUAUACAAAAUAUUUGCAGACAUGAAUAUUGCAGCCUUGACAAUAGCUGAAUCAGAAAUGAUACAUAUGCUGUGUCCUUCAUCUGACAGUCCCUUUAGAUACUUAAAUUUUUUAAAGAAUGAUUUAACAGAUCUUCUUUUUCAAAAAUGUGACAAAUUAAUUCGACUGGAGACAUUAAUCUUACAGAAGAAUAAAUUUGAGAGCCUUCCCAAG